Corylus avellana is the source of this 2693-nucleotide messenger RNA. RefSeq names its product plant U-box 14 (gene PUB14). Lineage: Eukaryota; Viridiplantae; Streptophyta; Magnoliopsida; Fagales; Betulaceae. Gene Ontology annotation, molecular function: protein binding; ubiquitin-protein transferase activity. The record is from RefSeq and is a predicted model, not a curated record. Gene Ontology annotation, biological process: cell surface receptor signaling pathway; protein ubiquitination.
UUAUGUCAACUUUCUCCGUUCCAACCACCUUCGUCAGAGCGUUCAACGAUCAACAGUGAACCAAGACUCAGCAAGCAAUUCUCAACCUGCAAAUUGCCAUUUCUACCCAAACACGCGCACAAUUUAUAUAAUAAAUAAUACAUUCACCAUCCAAUCCCAAUCACUCGAUUCAAUCAAAUUCCUCUAAGUUCGUGGCUUUAGCCGGAGCGACCCGAAUGGGCCCGAUGGAGGACCCGAAGGACUCGGUUCUGAGUCGACUCGUGGAGUCGGUGAAGGCGAUCUCCGAGUUGCCCGAGUGCGGAAACGCGUGCAAGAAGAUGUACGGAAACCUGGUGCGGAGAGUGAAGCUCCUGAGCCCGCUGUUCGAGGAGUUGAGGGACAGCGAAAAGGAGCUCGGGGAAGAGGAAGUCAAGGGCUUGGAAUCGCUGAGAAUCGCUCUGGAUUCGGCUAAGGACGUUCUCGGGUCGGUCAACGGAGGGAGCAAGCUCUACCAGGCUUUGCAAAGGGAAAAGAUUGCAGAGAAGUUUCACCAGGUGACAGAACAAAUUGAAGUAGCUUUGAGUGAGAUUCAUUAUGAUACUCUUGAUAUAUCUGAGGAGGUUCGCGAACAGAUUGAACUAGUACAUACUCAAUUCAAAAGAGCCAAAGGAAGAAAAGACUCCCUUGAUUUUCAACUGGACAUGGAUUUAGCCUUGGCACUGAAAGAAAAAGACCUUGACCCUGCCAUACUUAAAAGACUUUCAGAAAAGCUGCAUCUCAAGACUAUCAAUGAUGUAAAGAAAGAGUCACUUGCAUUCCAUGAAUUAGUUAUCUCGAGUAAUGGAGGUCCGGGGAACUGCUUUGAAGAAAUGUCAACCUUGUUUAAGAAGAUUAAGGAGUGGGUACUGGUGGCAAGUCCACAAUUUGACACCUCUGAGGGUGAAAAGGGCUUGAUUAAACACAGAUCUCCUGUUAUCCCAGAUGAUUUCAGAUGCCCAAUAUCUCUUGAAUUGAUGAAAGAUCCUGUGAUUGUCUCUACUGGACAGACUUAUGAAAGGUCCUGCAUUCAAAAAUGGCUUGAUGCGGGACAUAAAACCUGUCCCAAGACACAACAGACUCUGUUGCACACAGCCCUAACACCUAACUACGUUUUGAAGAGUCUGAUUGCUUUAUGGUGUGAGAGCAAUGGUGUUGAGCUACCAAAAAAGCAAGCGAGUUGUAGAAGCAAGAAAUUCGGAAGCAAAGCUUCUGACUGUGAUCGUGCUGCUGUUGAGGCCUUGCUGGAAAAACUUGCAAAUGGGGAUCCGGAACAGCAAAGAGCAGCUGCUGGUGAGCUCAGGUUGCUUGCAAAGAGGAAUGCGGAUAAUCGAGUGUGUAUCGCUGACGCAGGAGCCAUACCACUUCUCGUAGAACUAUUAUCCUCUCUGGAUCCCCGAGCCCAGGAGCAUGCUGUUACAGCCCUUCUCAACCUUUCCAUCAAUGAGAGUAACAAGGGAACAAUUGUAAAUGCAGGAGCCAUACCUGAUAUAGUAGAUGUGUUGAGAAAUGGCAGCAUGGAAGCUAGAGAAAAUGCAGCUGCAACUCUUUUCAGUUUAUCGGUAAUAGAUGAGUACAAGGUGAAAAUAGGGGCGGCAGGGGCUAUCCCAGCUCUUAUAACGUUGCUUUGUGAGGGGACCCCUAGAGGGAAAAAAGAUGCUGCCACCGCUAUUUUCAAUCUUUCAAUCUACCAGGGGAACAAGGCAAAGGCUGUAAAGGCUGGUAUCGUGGGCCCACUAAUGAGAUUGUUGAAGGAUGCUGGGGGUGGGAUGGUGGAUGAAGCACUAGCAAUUAUGGCCAUUCUUGCUAGUCAUCCUGAAGGGAAGACGGCAAUUGCCCAGGCCGACCCAAUUCCUGUUCUGGUGGAGGUUAUUAGAACUGGUUCCCCACGCAAUCGAGAGAAUUCUGCUGCAGUACUGUGGUCUCUAUGCACAGGUGAUUUGGAGCAGUUGAAACUAGCAAGGGAGGUUGGUGCGGAAGAGGCACUGAAGGAACUCUCGGAGAACGGCACCGACAGGGCAAAGAGAAAAGCUGGAAAUAUUUUAGAGCUCCUUCAACGAAUGGAUGAUGAGGAGGUGGAUUCAUAGAAUCCCAAGUGUGCGUUUUAGAAGUAUUUUACUGCUAUUUUUCGGAUGAAAGUAUAGCUCCUCAAUAUGCUCAAGAAAGCAGGAAAUCCAUCUGAGUUGUCUAAGAAUAUAUACUUCCAUCAGUUCAGUGCUUGGCUUGGUGUUCAUGCAGAAACAAGUAUGCGUGUGGGCUGGGAGGUGGUGUUUAAGAUGGGUUGUAGUUCAUCCAAUAGUUUGCAUCCAUGAAAAGUGAGAAAAAUAAUCGAUUGUUCCACUUCCAAAAUUUGACUAGCAUUUUCAGGACUUGGUCUUUUGCAACAAGGGGCAGCAUGACAAUCAACGUUGAUUUUCAGAAAAUUUUCAUGCCUUAUACGGGUUUUGUAAGAGGAACUGGAUUAACGAGGUACAUUUGUAACUCUACCUGUCUUGCUUCAUCAACUUUAUCUGUUGUUGUAUAUGCUUUUCACAAAAAGAAAGAAAAAAAAAAGUAUCAGGUCUCAUAUCUAUUCAUGUGUAAAUCAGAACUAAAUAUAAAUGUUGCUGUAUGUUAUUGGCAAUGUCUAUUUAUGUUACAGUGAUAAAAUUUAUGGAGGUGAAUUAUUUCAAGGAUUA